Messenger RNA from Acanthopagrus latus (yellowfin seabream), 2504 nucleotides. Its product is annotated as thiosulfate sulfurtransferase/rhodanese-like domain-containing protein 2. The transcript is spliced from 9 exons. The record is from RefSeq and is a predicted model, not a curated record. Lineage: Eukaryota; Metazoa; Chordata; Actinopteri; Spariformes; Sparidae. The coding region runs from base 229 to 1635 and encodes 468 amino acids.
GGAUUUCCUGCUACACGUUUGGUCAGAGUUAGGUAUGAAAGAUGUUUGUAUUGUCAUUUUGAAACUUUAUUUUUUAUUAAGUCAGCACUGAAUACCUGGUCGUGUUACUCAGACUUGCUCAGCCCACAAAGCGAAAGUAGCUACUAAAUUUUAACAUGUAACUUAGCUAAAGAGUAUUUCCGAGCUAACUGAACUGAGAGUCAUUUUUAAAAGCUGUUUAAAAAAGACAUGGCAGCGGAUGAUAAACCAUGUUUAGAGUUCAUGCAUUUGGAAGUCGACACUUCGACAUCUAAGGUUAAUGGACUGAAACGGGAAAAACUACUUUCUGCCUCACAAAGGAGGUACUACAGCUUCUGCAGAAGGAAGUCAUUCGCUGCCUAUGUGGCGUCCAAGAGGGAUGACACUCAGGAGGACAGCAGGUCAUCUUGGUGCUGCUGUGGCCAGACCUUUAAGGAACACUCUGCCAUUCACAAACACGUGGCCAGGACUCAUGAUAUGGAAAUACAGGAGCUCACGCAGGCAACAUACAAAUGUUUGUUAAACCAGCUGGAGGAAGAACCUGAAGCCCAGCAGCUGAAUGAGCAUAAGUCUGAACCAGUGGACAUUUCUGUGUGGAUACCUGAGACUGGGCACAUAUCUGAGGAGCAACUACAAAAUGGUCCAGGGACGGUUCUCCUCUAUUAUCACUACUGUCAGCUGGAGGAUCCACAUGUCAUCUGUGCUUGGCAGAAAGCUUUGUGUGAGAAGCUCCACUUGACAGGCAAGGUGAGGGUGGCAACUGAAGGCAUCAAUGGAACAGUUGGUGGCACCAACAUGGCCACUGACCUUUACAUCGAAGCAAUGUGUUCACAUCCUCUCUUCAAGAUGGAUAAGGAGGAUUUUAAGACAAGUGAUGGUGGCGCAGAGUGUUUUACAGACCUGAGGAUUGGGGUAUAUAAGGAAAUCGUCCCAAUGGGAGUGGAUCCUGAUGUUAUUUCCUACCAACUAGCAGGAGUUCAUCUGGAGCCGGAGGAGUUUCAUAAAGAAGUUGAGGCCCUUUUGGCUGAAGGAGAUUCCUGCACUGACACCAUCCUCUUGGACUGUCGCAAUUUUUAUGAGAGUAAAAUUGGGCAGUUUACUCGUUGCCUGGCUCCUGACAUCCGUAAGUUCAGCUACUUCCCGGACUAUGUCGACCAGAACCUCGAACUGUUCAGGGACAAGAAGGUCUUGAUGUACUGCACAGGAGGGAUUCGCUGUGAGCGUGGAUCUGCCUACCUCCGGUCGAAAGAUGUGUGUAAAGAGGUUUACCAGCUGAAGGGUGGAAUCCACAAGUAUCUGGAGCGAUAUCCAGAGGGCUUCUAUCGAGGGAAACUUUUUGUGUUUGAUGAGCGCUACACCAUCUCCUCCAACAGUGAUGUCAUCUCAGACUGCAGGUACUGCAGCAGUCCCUGGGACAAGUACGAGCUCUGUUCCACCCAGUUCUGCUGUCAGCUGGUUCUAUCGUGUCCCAGCUGCAGACAGAAUGGACACACUGCCUGCUGCCCCACCUGCCAAACCAAAGGACAGACAAAGAGCGAGGCAUCCCCCGCUGUUCUGCAUCACAAAGAAGAGUGCGAGUGCACUGGUGGACGCCCCAGAAUCCCUCAGGAUGUGUAGUGAUGGGGCAUCAGUGAUUGCAGCCACAUACAAAAUGCUUGUCAUGAAGUCAUGACUUUUUUAAUCUAAAUUAAGUAAUUAAAUUAAGUCAGAUUUAGUGUAUCUGAGAGGUUUCAUUCUGGUCCAUCAAUCUGAUUGACAUUAGAUGAAAAAAACAUGUUUAUCAGGCUUCAGUUGAGAAAAGUAAGAAUACAUCUGCACAGUCUGAGUUUUAAUACGUGAUUUUCAAAAAAACGUGAAUGUCUCAUCAGCAAUGAUGAUCAGUUCUGUGUGUAGAUAACAAAAACGCAGGUUUCUGGGACCGCAAGUGUUGCUAAAACACUUUGAAACCCCAAGCCUCAACACAUCUGUGUGCCUUACUUGGAAUGACACUGAUUAUCAGGGCUGACAGUCAGCUUUUAUCUGAUUAUCAGAAUCUGUGUUUUUGUGUCCAAUUGCCAAUAAAAUAUAUCACCUUAAAAUGAAAUACUUUGGCUGUAACUACAGUUAGCGAAUAAAUGCAGAGCAGUGGAAAAUGUAAGUACUCAAAAUUGUACGUAAGUACAGUUCUUGAGUAAAUUGUGUUUACUGAUAAUCCAUCACUAGUUCUAAAUUUGACACGAUUUAAAACAAAAAUUGUAUUAUAAAUAUAUGUCAGUCCCAAAUAUUGGUCUCACUAAUUACUAAUAAUCAGUAUCGACCGCCGAAAGAAACAUCUUAGUCGAUUCCUUGAUGACACAUUGAUAGAGCUGACCACAGCAUAUCUCACUUUAAGCCCAUGUCAAUAUGAAACCAUGCAAAAGUAUGUCAAGUGUAGAGUCAAGUCUUAUUUUCAGCAGGUCUUGAAGUAAAGAAACAGUUUCAUCAUAAGUUAUUAGAAGUUAUGUUUU